Molecule: messenger RNA, 2304 nt
Organism: Lodderomyces elongisporus
Lineage: Eukaryota; Fungi; Ascomycota; Pichiomycetes; Serinales; Debaryomycetaceae
Exons: 1
Coding region: 1-2304 (767 amino acids)
Source: RefSeq, a predicted model, not a curated record
AUGAGUGAGAUUGGUUUGUCUGAAAGCGAUUUGCCACUUGCAAGAAGCAACCAUAGUGACAAUAAUAUUGGUCAGCCAAGAGUACAUGACGCAAAUGAAAAUAAGAAAAGUAUACAAGUUUCAACUACUUUGAGCCUUUUGGAAGCAGAGGUCAAUACCACUUCUUCUCCAAAAAGUGUUCCAUUUUAUUUCUCUGAUUUACAAUCACCCGAGAUUUCUCUAAACAAUGUUAACCAUGCCGAGUCCUUACAUGCAGAAACAACUCAUGCUCAUGAAACUAUUAGUGCCUCCUCAACUUCGUACCCCUUGAAUGUCUACCAAGAGCAAAGUUAUAACUUUUCGACAUCUACAAGCUCAACAAGACACUACUCUAUAUCAGCCAUGGCAACAUACCCCACAGGAGAACAGAAUGGCAGCGACAGUUGUAAUGCUAAUAAUGUUAAUGGUAAUGGAAAUAGUAAUGGUAAUGGUAGCGGUAGCGGCAACAAUGAGUAUGGCUGUAAUUGUGCGGCUAGAGACACGUUACAAACAGCAAACUCUUCUUUUUCAGAAGAGAAAAUACCCCCUAAUUUACCCCAACGAUUCAGAGUAGAGGAUCGUUUCACUGAUUAUCUGAGCAAAACAGCAGUUGCCAAAUGGUCUUCCGAUGAGCUAAACUUUUUGGACCCUCUAUUGAUCAACGAAGGAUACGAUAAUUCUGGGCUCAAAAAUAGUGGGUUUAGUCCUCAGCCCUAUUUUCAAUUUUCUGAAUCAAAUUCUACUCCAAAAUUUCAGAAAACACGCGAUACAAGAAGCAGCACCAAUAACAAUAGCGUCAGCGGUGAAGAACGUUGGCUUCGAGCUUUGCAUAACAACAAUUUACGCCAACCUUGUAAUCAGUUGGAGACUUUUUCUUUAAAUUCAGAAAGUGAAUACUAUGUGAAUGUUAUCUCAAAUCUACUGAGUGAGUACCGCCGUUUCAAAUCUCCAACGGCAUCAACAGAACACGGAGGUCUCUUACCUGCGCUUUCCUACCCUGACGAUGUCGACGCACAAACAUCAUACGAUAGAGAGUUUAUUGAAACUGCAGAAGUUACCUUCAACACUGCCAUAAAUACUACUACCAAUACUGCCAACAAUACAUUUUCCAAUUCAGUUGCGUCAAAAAGUGGGAAAGAGCUCAGAAGACGCGCUUUGCGUACUAAUCUCUGGCGCUAUGAAAACUCGCCAGGUACUCCUUCCCCAUUGAAAUACAACAUGGACUUAUUGGUGAUUCCUUCGUCACCAAUAUUUCAUUACAAAGAGGCUAACAAUAAAAAAAACUGGAAGAUUUACAACCCUAAUAAUACACCUGCAGAUGUUACUCCUAAUAGAUCACCGGCUGAUUUACAUGGUAAACAAGAAAAUACAAUAGUGGGUGAGAAUAUUGGCAAUUCUUUUGAAAAUGAAAAAUAUGAAACUACAACGAAAACGAAAAAGAAAAGAAAAGAUCACUUUUCAGAUGCUUCUGCUGAAGAAGAGGCUAUGAGUUACAGACCAGUCCGCAAAUAUGUGCGUAAAGAGUUUGCCCAGCGUCCUUUUGUUUACCCGGUCACUUUCAAAUUCAAAUUGCGCAAAAAUGCAUUCAAAUCCAUUAUAAAAUUGAUAAAGAAAACUCCAACAGCUCAUAGAGCAGGUACCGCGUCGACUUACUCCUUUACAGCAAGUCAAUCUUUGACUAGAGACGUCACAUCUCUUUAUGAAAUAUACGAUAAUAAUGCAAAAGAAAAUAUUCCUGCCCCUUUUACAAAAGAGUUUAUGGAUUUGCAAUAUCACAAGUUUAUUCCAUUAGCACAGUUAAUACGACUUCCAAAUUUUCAAUUACCAAAAGGCCAAGAAUCCAACUACCAGCCUGAUCUGUUUACACAACGAUCCCAUUUUCCAAAGAAGCCCACUAGCGGUAGCUUGGGAGCUUUCAGAAUGAACCCUUCAAAGGAUGUUGGUGAACAACAAUACGAUCGAUACUAUUCCAGAUUGAACAUUUACGAGCUUUCCCAAAUUUUGGAAUUGCACAUGUACCACAUUGAUUUGACCAAGGAGAUCGAAUAUCGAGUUUUGGAGAUUUUUGGUAACUAUUGUGAUUUCAAAUUGGGUCAUCAAACUUGGAUUAGAGAUACGACAAAGGUGAAAAGACGUGCACUAAUUGAGCAACUAUAUAGUUAUUCGUCAAUAUUCUAUCCAGAGAUUGAUGAGUUUAAAUUGGAGGUGAUAAUCAGAAGAGGAAGUUAUAGUUUGAUGCAGUCGAGACUAAGAAGAGAGAGGCGGAUAAAACAAACUCGGCUGUAA